GCCCGCCGUUUGUUGCCUUUGCUUACGGGCGAUCCAGACCGGUCCAUCAUCGUCCCAUCAUCUCCCCUCUGACAUCCACCACCACCACAGCAGAAUACAUAGAUCGGAGGGGAUACUCGCAAAAUACAAAGUACCCUUUAAGCUUUUUACUCUCGCUCGCCAGCUGCCUAUUCAAAAAGUACGCAGUCGGGUGCCAAAUGCGGGAUCUUCACCUCCCAGCCCUGAGACACCCCGUUGGUAGUGUAACAUCUGACCCCGGAAGACAAACAGGUCGAUUCCGAAUUCUCUCCUCAGCUUUAUCUCCAUCGCAGAUUUUUCCAUCAUCAUGUUCUCUCAAAUCUUUUUGCGACCGUUGUCUUCGGACUACUCGCUCCAACGCAGAGAUGGCGACCUCUCUCUCCAAUGGCUGUGGCCACUGCGGCCAGACCAAAAACCUUCGGCGAUGCAGUGGCUGUCAGCUCAUGUUCUACUGCAGCAAGGACCAUCAGAAGGCCCAGCAUUCUGCCCACAAAACUGCCUGCCAUGCCGUUUCCCGAGCUCGUGUAUUCCACAAUCGCGCCGCGGCCCCCAUCAUUCACACCUGCGGAGGCCCCGUCACCCUCACUAGCAUUCCUCAAGUCGUCCGGGACAAUCGAGAAGUGUUCCAGGGCUGGAUGCACGACUACCUGUUCUCCAAAUACCUCCUCACCGAGGUGAUGGACAAGAUCAAUACCCGGCACGCCGUCCAAGAGCGGCUCGAUCUCCUCCUGUCCCUCGUGCACGUCUUUCGAGCCGACGAGGUCGGCACCCGAUGGAAGAUCCCCGCCCUCCUGAUUCGCCUCAAGCGAGACCAAGAAUCCUACGACUUUAUGAAGUGGUUCUGUUUGGCGAAAAAGCCAGAUCCGAUCGACGAAAUGAACCCGGCCUUGCCGUUUCUGGAUCUCAAGAACGCCGACGCCUUGGAGAAUGUCACCCCAUUCAUUACCGACUGGGAAGUGACUCCCUUGGUGGAAAGAGUCCACACCAUGCUGGCUUUGACGCUUCUGAAAGUCCGGCUGGUGUUGGAUCUUCGGAUGGUCGAAACCGUCGGCACCGCGAUCGGCGGGGCCAUCCUACCGGAAAUCCUCAUUCACAUCCAAGCGCAUGUCGUGGAGUCGUCCGUUAUCUCCAAAGACCGAGCUCUCCUUGCACGGUGGGAUCACGCAGCGACCAUUACCGAGCUGGAGAAACAGAUCCGGGUCUUGAUGGAGACGGUCCAACGAUUCAACCAACACCUCUGGUCAACUUUGGCGGACGGCCAAUCUCCGAUGGCCAUCGUCUACACGUCUGGAAGCCCAGAGGAGGCGGCCAGUAUUGUGACUCAGUGCCAUGCGGCUUGGAGUGAGUCACCAGGGGCGAUUGCCUUCAUCAAGGAACGCUUGGCUGAUGUGGAAGGAGUCAAGGGAGAAAGGGAGGAUCCGACGAUCCGGAUCGUCCAGGUUGACCAGGCUUUUUCCAGUACUAUGUAGACCGCUCUGAUGCAUGAUGCAUGAUAUUCUGUAUGGGCACCUCAAGAAUGACAAUCUUGUAGAAUGAUUAACUUUC
Molecule: messenger RNA, 1563 nt
Organism: Aspergillus sclerotioniger CBS 115572
Lineage: Eukaryota; Fungi; Ascomycota; Eurotiomycetes; Eurotiales; Aspergillaceae
Product: zinc finger MYND domain-containing protein
Exons: 1
Coding region: 384-1487 (367 amino acids)
Source: RefSeq, a predicted model, not a curated record